Molecule: messenger RNA, 7830 nt
Organism: Penicillium waksmanii
Lineage: Eukaryota; Fungi; Ascomycota; Eurotiomycetes; Eurotiales; Aspergillaceae
Exons: 12
Coding region: 1-7830 (2609 amino acids)
Biological process (GO): protein deubiquitination
Cellular component (GO): nucleus; cytosol
Molecular function (GO): cysteine-type endopeptidase activity; cysteine-type deubiquitinase activity
Source: RefSeq, a predicted model, not a curated record
AUGGCUGAACCCCCGCCAGAGCUCUCCUUCACCCCGCCUGGCACUCCCUUGAGCGCAUCACCGCGAUACCACCACCACCACCACCACCAACAACUCCCGAACACAUCCAUGGAAGAAGACCCGCAUGCUGAGGGUGCUCGCACUCCCAAGCGACAACGCGUCGACAGUGGUAGUGGCACUGGUAAAGGCAGUGACGUCCACGAGAUCUUGUCCAUUGAAGCUGCCUCUGCUGCCUCUUCCUCCGCUGCCGCAUCUGCUGCCGCUGCCGCCGUUACUGCUGCUACUUCAGCUACUUCAGUCACUCCAGUCACGCCUUCACCAGCCACCAACUUCCACUCCCCCGCCAAAGUUACCAUCAACAUGAAGUCCCCUACUUCCGAAAUACCGGAACCUCUCGAUUCCUCCUCUCCCACUCUACUUGCCACCCUCCCACCCUCACCUCCUCCCAACGCGACUCCGACUUCGAUCCCCAACUCAAAUGCCGUAUCUGCCUCCGCCCCUUCUUCCCCCGAAGCAAGUCCUCAGAUCGAGAUCGCCGAUCCGGAAGAUAUGGAGCAAGACUCCAAUCACUCAAAUUGGAGGUCCUUGGAGGAAAUCGUCCGCCGUGAUUCACAGUCGGACCUUAUUCAAGACAUCUCCGACAUGACUCCAUUGGUCGACUCGUUUCCACGAGUCCGCCCAGAGCUCAGUGCCUCUAGCAGUGUCGCAAGAUUCAUUCAAGUCAUGGAUAAAGGUGAUAUGUACGAUGCUGCUGCCAUCAUACAGAAAGUCCAGACCUGGAUGGACCACUGUGUUCGUAACCUGGACCUUCUGACCCUCCAAACAUAUGCCCAACACGAGGACUUCUGGUCAAAUUUCCCGAGCAUCGUGGAGUUUGCCCUCCGUCGCAAAACCGACCUUCCAAUCAACGACGGGGUUGGCCUGCUGCCCUGCCUCAAGAAAUUUCUUUUGAACUAUGUGCAGAUCACUCUACACCUAAUCCAACAGGAUUCCCUCCUCUUGCAGGUCCUGGCCGACGAGCCUGAUCAACAAACACCAGAAAGCAUGUCAAAGUGUUAUCUGCAACAGCUGGGAUGGCUGGUCUCCUUUCAAAGCAUCCCGCUCUACGGCGCCCUGGACAGGAUGUACGGUAGGGAAUUCCGAGCGGUCUUACUAGAUAUCCGAGCCGAAACUCUCGGCCCGUUGAAUGCCGCCGCGAAACUCGCAGACUAUUGCGCUCUUGCCCUCGAGCUCACCCCUAAACACCCCCAGCUUGUACAUAUGCUGUUCUUCUAUCUCACGACCAUCUACGGCCUUCUUGACUGCACCCUGGAGUCACUAGAGAACACCGAUCUUCUCAUCUCAGAAACUACGACUUCAACUACUGCCCCAAUCAAUCAGCUUUACACGACUCUCAGGAAUGGAUCACAAAGAAAUCCCCCCUGGGCCACAAGCGAUAUUAGUGACACAGUCGGGCGUCAUUUCCCUCGCAACCUGCAGGCUCUCUGCCGUCGGGGCGAUGAAUUCUUGCAGAGACUUUCAAAAGACAUGGCGAUCGAUCUCCCUGACCAUACUAGUGCCGACGAGAACACUCGCAUCCUUCUCGGGGGCUGGAAAUUUGGUAUCUUGAAGAAGCAUUUCAUGGAAGGCCGCAUGGAGCUUCGAGUCAAUGGUGUUGACAAAAUGCAGGCUGCACUGGUCGACGUGUGGAAGGAGUACAUUUCACAGAAUCCCGAUGGCAUCUCGAACCCCUUUGUCCAGUAUCUCGUUCGCUUCAUCAAAGAAAACAAGAUCGUUGACUAUCUUGUGGGCGUCGAUUCGCAUCCUCAGCUGAUCGGUCGGAGCAGCAACAUCGUCGGGUUCUUGGUGGUGACAUCAACAUAUACGGAUCGCGAAACGGAUGUCAUCUGGAAGGCCGUCACAGAGAGCCAAGACAGCCGUAUUGUCUCGGAGGUACUGUCGAUGCUGACGAAGACUUUCUAUAUGCACACGACUGCCUCCCCAGCCUUGCUCUACCUUUGUGAAAAGCUCUUGAGCCUCCCUCUCGACAGAUUCGACGCGGGCAUGCUCGAAUUUUGCGACAGCCUUCUCGGCCAAAUGACCCCCAGGCACAACCCUGGUCACAUGUUCAUGGAUCAGUCAGACCCCCAACAUGCACAUGCGAUUCCUCUGCGGCUCUGUGUUCGUAUGAUCCGGGAGAGUACCGUGGCAGAAGAUCUCUCGGCGGACCAGAGGACGAAACUGCAAAGCUUCGGCAGUCGCAAGCUCUCCGAUUUCAUCAAGGCUGGCAUUGGUGAAGAUGACCGAAUGGAAAUGUACGAACGCUGCAUCCAGGACAUUGCGGAGAUGAACCAAUUCACGACUGGUAGCAUCCAGGCGCUCAGUGCCCUCGUUCCCCACUGGGACGCGUCAGAGAUGAGAAAGCUUGCAACCGAUUUCGACUUGACUCGACUGGUGAUCAACGACAUGUUGCAUACCGUGAGCGGGACAAACUUUGAUCUUGCCGACUGUUUCUCCCAGCACGGCCUUGUGUCGCGAGUCGAAAUUUUAUCUCGCCUGAUCAACCAAGCCCCGGAGACUGUGACCCCGGAGCUCGGAAGUGCAUUGUGGAAUCAAAUACUUCUGUCGCCGAAGUUAGGACCGGAAGGACACCGGAUUGUCUGGGCCAUGAUGGUCAAUUCUUUGAGUCGCAGUGCCUCACCGAACUCAUUUCUCGACCAAUGUAUCCAUGAACACAUGCCUCACCUGACACCCAAGGACUAUGACUUUGAACUCCUACUGUUUGCGAAACAAUCUGUCAAUUACGAAGUACGAUUCAAACCACCCCCCGCAGCUGGUGACAACGAGAUUGUGUUUAUCCCGGGAAUGGAUCGCAUUUGGGAUAUCAUACUCACCGCUCCGCCGGGUACGGUUGAGGCCGAGGCAACGAAAUUUGCCAUCGAGGUUUACUUGGAUCACCAGAUCAUUCAAACCGCCCCGCGAUCUGCCGUGGACGCUACCCAUGUUUCCAUUGUCGGCCGUUGUGUGAGUCAACUGAAGUCGGCCGCAGCCACCAUCAACGCAAGACCUAGAUCAGACGGUGUGGCUACGAAUGGAGCGACUGAGAUGGAGAUUGGAGAUGCGAGUGAAGCUGAAGAAUUAGACGAGCUCAUGUUCAUACGUUCGCUCCACUUUCUCCAUCAGCUUCUGGAGGGCCUGCGAACUCGCCCUCGAUACAGCCCUCCCCAAGGUUCGCCGCCAACCUUGCCUCAACGGCCAGUUCGAGGCAGCCCACUGGAUCUGAGAUGGCAAUCCUUCCGCGAUGGCUUCCCUUCGCAGAUUCAAUCACUACGGAUUGGCGAUGAUUCCACGGCAGCAGAUUUGACAGAGAGACUCACCCAGCUCACUGGCUUUUCGAAAUUCUCAACGAUUGCUGCAGGUGCUCGUUUGGACCUGUUUGAGAAACCGGACACCCCUCUUAAGGAGAUCAAAGCCCUUCAGGCCGGUCUCCUGAUCAUCCGGAAGUCACCAGAUGCCGAAGAGUUGCAACGCAGUAAUAAAUGUCAACCACUCACAUCGGUGGACUCCGAGGUGAUGAAGUAUUUUGAUGAUAUCUACCAAUUCCUGGCGCUCAGUGAGCCGCUCGCCGAGCAGACCUUCACGUUCCUUACUGCCUUCCCGCCAAAUGAUUGGGUCGUGGAGCGUGUCAAGUCUCAAACUAGCAAUGCCAACGAUCUUUUCCCCUUCGAUCGGCCUUACAUUGCUUUUUACAUGUUUCAUACAUUGCUUCAUUGCAUUGAUGACGAAGCCACUGAGGUGUCUCCAAAUUAUGAUUUUAUCCGGCAUAGUAUUGAUGUUUUGCGUGACCUCUUGAUGGCGGACAAUUUAUCCAAGCUCCGGAGUGAAGACCUGAUCAAUUCUGCCCUUGCUAUGUCCGCAGUUGAUCUUCUGCUACGUCUGGUAUCGAUGUAUCCUGUUGAAAAUGACAAUCGCGUACUGUUUGCCGGCCCACAGCCACUCAUUAAACGGCUUCUAGAUUUCAUCGACAUUUCUCGUUCCUUUGACAGCCCUGCUUCAAUCCAGCUCGGCCAGGGGCUGACAUGCAACUCAUUUGCAGUUCUUGUCGAAGCUUCACUGCGAGACCACACUUUUUGGACGACUUUGAAGGAUUCAAUCGCAGUCAACGAGUUGGUCCAGUCGCUUCUACUUGAACAAGGCCACCAACCGAGCCGCAAUGAUGUGGCUGAGCGUAUAAAAAAGGCCUGUGGCUUGCCAAAGCCUUCGAAGCAGUCACCAAAUGGCAAGGUUGAUGAAGGGGCGGUCAUUUCUGUAACUUCUACAGAGAAUCCCUCCCACAUUGACAUGCUUGCGACCAUCUGGCAAUCCUUGGUUAACAUCAUUCCUAAUUCACUUUACUACGCAACCCAGAGUGCAGAGCUUUUCAAGGUCUCCCUUUCGGUUUUCCAGUCGGUUACAGGAUCGACCCAUUGCGAUGCGACUCUAGAUCGCUACGUCGAUGAGUGGAGUGAGGUAUUGUUUCAGCGACUGGACCUACGCACCGAGGAGUUUGUUGGCCGAGAGACUGUCGAUCAUCUUGUCUUCGGCAUUGCUGUUCUGCUUGAGCAGUGUCUUGAAACGGCUGAUUUGACCCAGGUGGAACUUCACACCACGUAUGUGCUGCCGAAAAACGUCCGGCGAAACUAUCUACUAACCACAACUAGUGGCAUCGGGGAGAAAAUUCUCAGCGAACAUCUUUUCCCAAGCUUUUCCCCGGACCCUCCCUCGGAUUCCGACCUCCUGAUUAACCCACGAGUCCCUGUUCUACACAGCGCAACGCGCCACAAGCUUUUGAGCAUUGUCUAUCUGCUUUCAAAGCAAAGCGACGAAAACACCGCGUGUACUAUCAAGCAGCUGGACGGUCUUAUUCCCCGAGGUCAGUCCAAUCUCCGCUCGCUUCGCUGUUCAAAUAUCCUCUUUUCUGACGCGGGGAACGAAGACCACCAAUACAAUGGAUCCUGGAUUGUCGACCGUGCAAAGACACUUCGAGCCCCGGAGGGCUAUGCCGGCCUUACCAAUCUCUCGAAUACGUGCUACCUGAACUCGCUGAUGACGCAACUCUUCAUGAAUGUCGAGUUUCGGGACUUCAUUUUGAAGCUCAAGCUCGUGGAGCCUGACACUUCCCAAAGGCUUCUUGACCAGACGCAGAAAGUUUUCGCUUUGAUGCAAAACUCGUGGUUGAAAAGCGUUGAUCCAAUCGACUUUGUCGAGAGCAUCCGGACAUAUGACAACGAGGCGAUUGAUGUCACCAUCCAAAUGGACGUUGAUGAGUUUUACAAUCUCCUAUUUGACCGAUGCGAGGCCCAAAUCGUCGCCCCCGAGGAGAAGAAGAGGUUCCGGUCUUUCUACGGUGGGCAACUCGUUCAGCAGAUCAAGUCGAAAGAGUGCCCGCAUAUCUCGGAAAGGCUGGAGCCGUUCUCUGCCAUUCAAUGUGACAUUAAGGGGAAGGCCAAUCUUGAGGAAAGUUUGCAGGCAUACGUCGAGGGUGAAAUCAUGCAAGGAGAUAAUAAGUAUUCUUGCACAUCAUGUGGCCGUCAUGUGGAUGCGGUCAAGCGGUUAGUCGAUCUUUUGAGGGCCUGUCUUAAAGACGUGCCAGACAAUCUGAUCUUCCACCUGAAACGAUUUGAUUUCGAUAUGGUAACUAUGCUGCGAAGUAAGAUUAACGAUCAAUUCCAGUUCCCCGACCUCAUCGACAUGUCACCAUACAAUGUCGAGUAUCUGUCGGAACCAGAGAAAUCCGUCGAGCCAGAUAUUUUUGAGCUCGUCGGAGUGCUUGUUCAUACUGGCACUGCUGAAUCGGGACACUACUACUCGUACACCCGCGAGCGCCCCAGCACCGAGAAUACACCUUCCUGGGUGGAGUUCAACGACGCGGAUGUUAGCACGUUCGAUCCGACGAAUAUUGCAGAUCAAUGUUUCGGUGGCCAGACAGAAGCCAUGCACAGCCUUGGCGGUGUUCCAAUGAACAAGCUCUGGAGCGCUUACAUGUUGUUCUAUCAACGUGUUUCCUCCAUUGAGAAAUCCAAGAACAUCUACAAGCCCGCCAAGCCCGGCAUCCCAGUCCGCGCGUCAGUACCAAUUUCCCUGGCCAACCAGAUCACCUUGGAAAAUGAAGUCUUCAUCCGAGGUUAUUGUUUGCUGGAUCCUUUGUAUGCCAGCCUUGUGGUUCAUCAACUGCGGCUUGUCCAGGACAUAUCUCCAAGCUACCCAGACAAGCAGACCUCUGAAUCAUUAGCUGUCGGCGUUGGAUUGGAUACAUUUGAGCAGUUGAUCGCAAGAAACAAAGGUCACAUGGGAGUUGAAGAUAUUGUCAGUGAGCUUCACUGUAUGCUGCGUCGGAGCCCACAGACAGCUUCGCGGGCGCUCUGGUGGUUUUGCGAGCAUCCAACUUCAAUCGGAAAUUUGGUUCUCAAAACUGCGAACGCGGAUGCCGAAAUUCGCCAGCGUGGGCUGCUUAUGAUUAUUUCGGCACUGAAGCUUUAUCAGAAACACCUGUCCCAGAUGGACUUGGAUGAGAGUGAACGAAAGACUUGCCAAGUUCAGUUUGAGCGAAUUGUCGAGAACAUCGUCGAUCUUUUCGAAGAGCUCUGGCCGAAUGUUCUCACAGUGGCUCGUGCCUGGGAUGACUACUUCGACUUCUUCUCUCGUCUUGCCCAGGCCGGUAUGAGUCAUGUUGGCGUUAUGCUGGAUCAUGGGAUCCUGGUCAAAUGUCUGGACGUGCUCUGGCUCGACCAUAAUGAUAAAGCAAGACUGAGGGGCUCAUACCUGCAUUAUAGCAGGCUGAUAGAGAAGGGACGUCGCUUCUCAUACGGACAAUUGAUGCACCUCUGUACGACGCUAGUGGCGUCGCUUGACUUCUCCCUAACGCCGGUUCUUGGUAACGAACAGCGGAUUAUGUCUGCGAAAGGAAAGUAUGCACUCAAUGUCAAGGAAGCGAAGAUGCUCCUGUCCACAAACGAUGAGGGUUAUAUUCCAUUGUUGAUGAAGCUCUUCCAAACUGAAAACUUCUCCGAAUUGACGAACACUCGGUACAUCAUUGAUUCCUAUCUCAAGUCGGAGCCUGGUGCAGGGUUCCUUCACAAUAUUGUCAAGACACUGGAGAAUGGUCUGCGGCUAUCACCCGUUGAAGUCUGCAUUCCAUACCUUGACGCCACGCUUGUGUUUUGCCAGAAGAGUCCGGACGAGGCGAGUAUCCUUGGUCUGAUCGACCACGUCGCAAAGGGAGUCGAGUCGAUCAACAAUGUGGCGGGACUAGAACACCUGGAGUUCUUCAUUUUCCUAUGCAAAUCCGAAAAUGAACGGGCCGGGCUAUCUCGCGCAUGGUUCAAUCAAGCCGUUCAAGAUCAUAUCCCGGACUUUGCGCCGACGCUCCUCAUCGACACGGACCGGAGGGUGCGCAAUAGUACUUACGAGCUCGUCGAUGGUUUGUUGUUCCUCGAACAUGAUGACUUGUAUGAUGAAGCCAAGGCGCAUCGCUCACUGAUUGCCCAUGAACUGGUCGCUGCCUGUCUUCUGCGUAUCUCUCACUCUUUUACCGAAAGCAGUUCGCUCCCGUCUGUCGAGUCGAGACAAGUUUCCGCCAUUACCUCUGCGAUUCGCUGUUGUCUGGAUUUCUAUUACGAUGACAGCGAGCAGGACUUGAAGGCUAUGGAAGAAGCUAAUCUCCCAGAAACCCUCCUCAUCCUGGACCAAUUGACGGUCGAAGUCGCAGACGACCUCGAAUCAGAAGAAUCCGAUCCUCCAACUCCCGAAAUGUGGGAAAAUACUUCACCCUUGGCUAGCGACGACGAAAUAGGACUUACGGUUUCUCCUUGA